Molecule: messenger RNA, 1279 nt
Organism: Oryza brachyantha (malo sina)
Lineage: Eukaryota; Viridiplantae; Streptophyta; Magnoliopsida; Poales; Poaceae
Product: GEM-like protein 1
Exons: 3
Coding region: 147-1007 (286 amino acids)
Source: RefSeq, a predicted model, not a curated record
GCAGUUGCUAGCAGUAGUAGUAAUUCCCAAAUAUUUUCACGAGCUAUCGCAUCGACCUGUCCUCCUCGGCUGAUCGCCUCCGCGUCCGCAAGCUGUUCAUUUCUCUCUCGAAUCUCGAUCGGGGAGGAGCAGCAGCAGCAGCAGCCAUGGAUCCCAAGCCGGACGCCGAGGCACCGACGGAGGCGGCGGCGCCGUCGGGGCACGCGGCGUACCCGCGGCUGUCCCCGGAGGACGUCGCGCCGCCGCCGCCGCCCGUCGUGCCGGCGGCCGUCUCCGCCAACCCCUACGUGCUCUCCGCCCCGUCCGCGCAGCCGCCCGCCAAGAGUCGGUACCACCAACCCCUCCACCUCCACCUCCUCCUCCUCGCCGUCGCUGCUCCGGUUCUUGAGACGAUCCAGGCCGCCGCGCUGACCGUCUCGGGUUUUGUUUGCCUCCUCGGCUCCGUCGCCGCAGGCGCCAGGGAGAAUCUGCGGGAGAAGCUCGACGAGGUGGGGAAGAGGUUCGGCGACGCCGCGCGCAAGACCGAGGGUAUCGUCGGCGACAUCUGGCAGCACCUGAAAACCGGGCCUAGCAUUGCUGAUACUGCAAUGGGGAGGAUUGCUCAGAUAUCGAAGGUGAUAGCUGAAGGUGGAUACGACAAGGUGUUCCACCAGACGUUCGAGUGCCUGCCUGAUGAGAAGCUCAAGAAGGCCUACGCAUGCUACUUGUCAACCUCUCAUGGUCCGAUCAUGGGCGUCUUGUACAUCUCCACUGCCAAGCUUGCAUUUUGCAGUGACAGUCCUGUGGCAUAUGUCACUGAGGAUAAUAUGACCCAAUCUUCCAUUUACAAGGUAGUUGUACCAGUUGCUCAGCUAAGAUCAGUUACUCCAACAGCAAGCCAGCAGAACCCUGCAGAGAGGUACAUCCAGGUGGUUUCUGUCGACAACCAUGAGUUCUGGUUCAUGGGCUUCGUCAACUACGACGGGGCGGUGAAGAGCCUCCAGGAGACCGUUCAUGGCGCCGCCUAGGCUUCACUUCGGCAUUACGUGUAGUGGUGCAUCCAUCGUCAUCUUCGAUCACCGGGAAUUCGGCUGCGCCUGUGUUCAAUUGUCUAUACAGAUCGCUCUUGGUCCUGUGUGUGUGUUAAAUUGUCUAUACAGAUCGCUCCUGUGCUUUGUAUAUUAGCUGAAAUUUGUGUUAUUUUGUAUGCAUUCGUGUUGUAGUGUGUGGAUUGGCUGUGUAGAUAUUGGAUUAGCUGUUGGCUUUGAUCUCUACCAAAGCAUUUCUGUUUGUUGCUCCC